Aspergillus oryzae RIB40 is the source of this 2109-nucleotide messenger RNA. Its product is annotated as putative C6 transcription factor. Gene Ontology annotation, biological process: DNA-templated transcription; regulation of DNA-templated transcription. Gene Ontology annotation, molecular function: DNA-binding transcription factor activity, RNA polymerase II-specific; zinc ion binding; DNA binding. NCBI's taxonomy places the organism in Eukaryota, Fungi, Ascomycota, Eurotiomycetes, Eurotiales, Aspergillaceae. The transcript is spliced from 3 exons. The record is from RefSeq and is a predicted model, not a curated record. Bases 1 to 2109 code for a protein of 702 amino acids.
AUGAAGAGAUCCACACCAGAUAACCUUGAGUCGGGUGAUAAUCUCAAGAGCUAUUCAUGUUUGACUUGUCGGCAGCGCAAGGUCAAAUGCGACCGGUGCACUCCCUGCUCCAAUUGCGUCAAGGCCGAGAAGCAAUGCAGCUUUAUUCCUCCUGUGCGCGGGAAGCGAAAAAGAACAAAACCUCCCAGAGAAAGUCUCCAUGCCAAGUUAAGACGAUACGAGGAAUUGUUGAAAUCUUGUGGCGCAAAGUUUGAGCCAUCGGGAGAUUUCGAUGACUCGGAGUCGGAAACGGCAUCUCAGCCUGAUGUUCAGAUGGAUGAGGAUGCUGCCCCUCCAAGCCAACGCAUCAACCUUGAAGAAACUAAACCAAAGCUCAUCAUCGAUAGGGGCACGUCUAGAUACUUUGAUAGUGCACCUUGGUCUAGCCUAGGAAAUGGAGACGGUGGGCUGUUCUUCGAACCUGAGCAAAUUAAUAAGCCCGAGAACCUGGCAAACCUUCACCUCUCGCUCCAGACAUUAUCAAAGUUAAAAGAUAUCUAUUUAGAUCGCGUUGACCCUAUGAUAAAAAUCUUACAUUUGCCUACAUUCUGGAUCUCAGCAACCGACAGGCUGAGUGAUCCUCAAAGCAUGCCGACAGACUUGGAGGCAAUGAUGUUUGCUUUCUACCUUGCGACAAUCUCUACUUUGAAAGAAGAUGAGUGCCAACAUCUAUUUGGAGUGCGGAGAUCAGUCAUGCACUCCCGCUAUAGAAUGGCAGCUCGGCAAGCUUUGAUGAAUGCAGGGUUCCUAUCAACGUCCAGUCCGACGACCCUUGCUGCAUAUGCAUUAUUCAUGGUAAGUUGUAACUACCAAGCUUUCUUAAUAUUCAGCUCACACAAGAAGACAUGUAUAAGAAAAAGCUACAAAUGCGAUACCCUAUUCGUCUUAUCAGGCGUCGCUAUACGACUUGCGCGCAAAAUGGGGCUCCAUCGGGAUAGCUCGGCUCUUGGACUGUCUCCGUUCGAAUCGGAGAUGCGAAGGCGACUUUGGUGGCAUUUAGCUUAUGUGGACUUCCGCCUGGCCGAUGUGCUGGGGACGAAACCGUCGCUGGAUCUUUCCUGCAGCGAUAACCAAAUGCCUCUAAAUGUCGAGGAUGAGGACCUCCACCCUGACAUGGUCGAUCCACCAUUAGAACGCCGCGGAAUCACUACUACUACUCCUUGCUUGAUCAAAUACGUGAUCAUGGAGAGUUUGCGUAAAUUUUCAACAUCGUGUCCUAGUGAAUUACGUUGGGAGGCACUCUCCAGCCCGGAUGUCACAAUCAUGAAAAAGGACAGCAUCAUCGGUCACAUUGAGGAUCAACUGGAAAUGAAGUAUCUGCGGUAUUGCGACCCGUCGAACUCACUUCAUACUUUUGUAUCAAUCAUGAUCAGGUCAUCGAUUUGCAAAAUGAAGCUCUUUGCGCAUAAUCCACGACAAUUCGCCAAUAAUCCCAUCAAAGUCCCCCAAGACGAGCGCAACAUAUUCUUCGAUAACGCUAUGAAGUUAUUAGAGUAUGUCAUUUUUAUGCAAGAAGGGUCCCAUGGCCUAGGAAAAUAUAAAUGGCAUUUUGGCACGAGUGUUCUCUGGAAUGUGAUACUCUACGUGCUCAUCGAAAUUCGGCACCGGAAAACUGGGUCUGACGUUGAUAAGGCAUGGAGGCUGAUAGGAACAGUGUUCUCCUACUACCCUCAGGUGUUUGAUGAAUCCCCUGGGCCUGUAUAUAUAGCACUAGGCAAGUGGACGUUAGAGGUUUGGGACGACCACGUUGCGGCCUUGAAGGCAGACGGCCUUCCAGAACCAUUGACACCCGAUUAUAUCAAUGCAAUCGGUCACUGUCGACGACCAGCAAUUGAGUCACCAUCCAGGGCCAAGGUUCAAGCAGUGGCACCUGCACCUGCCACCUGGGAAACAGUUGCCCAGGACAGAAUUCAUUCUCCGAAUCACGAAGGCAAUCACGCUGAAGGGGGAGCUCUCGACAUCUAUGACCUCCCUAACCUCCUGUCUUUCGAGAUGGACCCGAAUGAAUGGAUCCAGUGGGAGCAGUUAGUUGCGGAACAGGGCAGCUUCGCUCAAGGCGACAGUAUGUAA